AUGUCUGGGCGAUUUGACAAGAGCGGUUUAUCAACCGCAAAACUCCCCGACAAGACAGAAAAUGACUUCAUAGUUAUUGGCAUCGACUUCGGGACAACGUUCUCUGGAGUGAGCUGGGCGUUUUCGGGCCAGCCAAACAACAUUGAGGUCAUAACCCGGUGGGCAUCAGACAUGAACUUCAAUUCUGACACGGAAAAAACACCUUCCACUCUUCUCUACCGCGGAAUCCAAAAUGAAGCGUUCUGGGGCUACAAAAUACCAGCUGCCAACAAUGAGGACGCCUUGAAAUGGUUCAAACUUCUCUUGAUAGAUAACAAGGAUAUCUCAGCAGAGUUGCACAAUUCACCUCAGAUUGCCACCGCAAAGACUCUUUUGGCCGAAGCUAACAAAGACACAGUUAAUGUCGUGAGCAGCUAUAUUCGGCUGCUGUGGAACCACUCUAUCGAGUGCAUUACCCAGUCAGCUGGGAAAGCGCUCAUGAGACUGUGUAGAUUUCAUGUCGUUGUCACUCUUCCAGCAAUGUGGCCGGACUACUCCAAGGCUCGCAUGCGAUACGCAGUAGAGAACGCCGGCAUCCUCCAUAGGCGUCCAGCCGGUAACACUGUGUUGUCUUUCAUCUCUGAACCCGAAGCUGCUGCUUUAGCCACCAUGGUUGACCUUCGUCAUCGCCCUGACGUCAAGGACGGAGAUCACUUUGUCGUCUGUGACGCUGGAGGUGGUACGGUUGACCUAAUAUCUUAUCAGAUAACUUCUACGAGUCCUCUGAUUGUACGAGAAGCCGUAAGAGGGAACGGUAGACUCUGUGGAGCUGUCUUUCUUGACCAAGCGUUCAUUGAACUUAUGAGGGGCAAGAUCGGCCCACAUAUCUGGGAUGCAUUACCCAAGGAUGAGGUCCAGAGAUUCAUAAAUGGAGAUUGGGAGCACGGAAUCAAGAAGCAAUUCAAUGGCCAAAAGAGAGAAUGGAUCGUCACGCUUCCUCCAGGAUGUGUUCAUGCAAGCGGUACUAUGAACAAAAAAACCUUGAUACUCAGCUAUGCCGACCUGGAUCCAAUGUUUCGGAAAAUCACCGGAAAAGUCACAGAGCUAGUCAAAGAGCAGAUUCAACAGGUCAAGUUGAGAUAUGGCAAACUACCAAAGUACAUCAUCCUUGUGGGAGGCUUUGGUCGCUCUGCAUAUCUUUACAACCAUCUUGUCCAAGAAGUUUCCAAUGAUGGCACUGACGUUCUACAGGCACAGGGUUCUCGACCCUGGAGUGCAAUAUGUCGGGGUGCGGUCAUUCAAGGUCUCACUCGGCAAAAACUGUUCACAGAUCUCUCUGUGACUGUAAAGUCAAGGAUCGCAAGAAUCAACUAUGGGAUUGUCUUUUGGCAGCAUUACAAUCCGGACGUCCACCUUCUCACUGACAGAGUAUGGGAUGAAGUUGAAAUGAUCUGGAAGGCAUACAAUCAAGUACAUUGGUACUUGAAGCAGGGAACUGAUGUUUUUGGCGCCAAAUCUGUUCGCCAUAGCUAUCAGCGCCUAUUUGAAAAGCCUCCCGAACGAAUCGCUGAGGCUAUACACUAUUCAGAGUCAUCUGCUGCUCCCAACCGCAAGGACUCGACAGUCAAGAAACUGUGCACUAUCACCUGGAACAGCAAGAUUGAUUUUGAGGCUUUGCCAACCUUUACCAACCCCAUAGGAAAGAUCUACCACCGCCUUGAAUUCGAAAUUGAGAUGGUGUCCGACGGCUGUAGCCUUGAAUUCACUGUUUAUCACGAUGGCAAACGAGUGGCAGCGAAGAACAUAUGCGCGGACUUUGAGGUGCAUGAAGAUAAUGCCGUGAAGAAGAAUUUGAAUAGUUGCUGCUCGAGUGACUGGAACAGUGAAGGAUACCAGAGUCAAACAGAAUCACUCGACUCGUGGGUGAAAUGA
Colletotrichum truncatum is the source of this 1911-nucleotide messenger RNA. Lineage: Eukaryota; Fungi; Ascomycota; Sordariomycetes; Glomerellales; Glomerellaceae. The record is from RefSeq and is a predicted model, not a curated record.